Messenger RNA from Camelina sativa (false flax), 1960 nucleotides. The record is from RefSeq and is a predicted model, not a curated record. Lineage: Eukaryota; Viridiplantae; Streptophyta; Magnoliopsida; Brassicales; Brassicaceae.
GAUUUCGUCGUCUCUUCUCUUUAACGUCGUCUUCGUCUUCUUCUUCUUCAUCUCUCUCUCUCUGACUCUCUCUCCAAUAUUUUCCCUGCGAAAAUCAAAAGGAGCUUCUUCAAUAGAGAUAGAAAAAGAGAGCUUCUUCAAUUUUCUCUCUCGAACUGUGAAAUCUCAGGUUCUGGUUUCGGUUCGGAAGCUCUGGUGAAUUUGGUUGUUCCUUCCUAUGUCUAUUUCUGGGUUCUUCCGAUGAUGGAGCUCUCUGGGUUGUUGUUGAGAUAGCUAUCUCGAGAGUUCUGGGGAUCUUUAUUGGAGAGGAAAAUGUCGACGAAGAUGAAAGGAGAGUAUUCUUCUUCUAGAAGCUUCGCUUCAAGGAGAUAUACUAUAUUACUCUGCUUAGGAAGCUUCUGCCUCGGUUUGUUCUUCACCGAUCGGAUGUGGAGUAUUCAGGAAUCUAAAGGCAUGUCUCGUCCAUCUGUAACCGAAGCUGAAAGAUUGAAACUCAUCUCUGAAGGCUGCAAUCCAAAACCUCUUUAUCAGAAAGAAGUCAAAAGAGAUCCUCAGGCUUUGCUUGGACAAGUAGCCAAUACACAUAUUGCAUUACAGACAUUGGAUAAGACUAUUUCUAGCUUAGAGAUGGAGUUAGCUGCAGCAAGGUCUGUGCAGGAAUCUUUACAAAACGGUGCUCCUGUGUCAGAUGAUAUGGGGAAGAAGCAACCGCAGGUGAAGAGACGGUAUUUGAUGGUUGUAGGGAUUAAUACAGCUUUUAGUAGCAGAAAGAGAAGGGAUUCUAUUCGAGCAACCUGGAUGCCUCAAGGUGAAAAAAGAAAGAGACUUGAAGAAGAGAAGGGGAUUAUUAUCCGGUUUGUCAUUGGUCACAGUGCCACAGCCGGGGGGAUUUUAGAUCGAGCUAUAGAAGCUGAGGACAGGAAGCAUGGAGAUUUCUUGAGACUGGACCAUGUUGAAGGGUACCUAGAGUUGUCAGGCAAGACGAAAACUUACUUUUCUACAGCUUUUUCAAUGUGGGAUGCAGAUUUCUAUGUCAAAGUAGAUGAUGAUGUUCAUGUAAAUAUAGGUAAGUUCUCCAAACGAGUUGAAUUGGUUUUAUGUGAUGUUGCAUAUGUCAUGCUGGUAAAUACUAAUGGAUUCAAUGUUUCACUGAAAAUGUCUGCAGCAACUCUUGGGGAAACUCUUGUUAGACACCGGAAAAAACCGCGGGUCUAUAUUGGUUGCAUGAAAUCUGGUCCUGUCCUUUCUCACAAAGGUGUGAGAUACCAUGAGCCAGAGUACUGGAAAUUUGGUGAGAAUGGGAACAAAUACUUCCGUCAUGCUACUGGACAGUUAUACGCUAUUUCAAGAGACUUGGCUUCUUAUAUAUCAAUCAAUCAGCAUGUUCUUCACAAGUAUGCGAACGAAGAUGUUUCAUUAGGAGCUUGGUUUAUCGGAAUUGAUGUGAAACACAUUGACGAUAGAAGAUUAUGCUGUGGCACUCCUCCUGAUUGUGAAUGGAAAGCGCAGGCUGGAAACAUCUGUGUAGCAUCAUUCGACUGGAGUUGCAGCGGAAUCUGCAGAUCAGCAGAUCGCAUCAAAGAGGUUCAUCGACGCUGCGGUGAAGGCGAGAAGGCUCUUUGGAGUGCCACAUUUUGACAUAGAAACACAUACAGUAAAUGAUAAAACAUAACGGUUUUGUUCAUCCCCCAAAACAGCUCAAAGAUCAGACAAAAGUACAGAGAUACAAUUCCAAGAGGCUAGAGUUAUCCACUUUUUGUAUUCAUAGGUACAUAGGAGAGGCAGAAUUAGAGAGAUAAGUGUGGAAAGUGGAAACCUCGGGCAAGAAUCGCGAUUGCGUUUGGAUAUGUUUCGAUUGUGGCGUUUCAGUUUUAGUAGUGCAUAUAAGGAACGCCAUGCCUGUAUUCGUUUCAGGAGCAAGUUGUGGAUUUGUUUACAUCAAUACAAAACUAUGCCCUCC